Ogataea angusta is the source of this 1527-nucleotide messenger RNA. RefSeq lists its product as uncharacterized. Lineage: Eukaryota; Fungi; Ascomycota; Pichiomycetes; Pichiales; Pichiaceae. The transcript has a single exon. Gene Ontology annotation, molecular function: monooxygenase activity; iron ion binding; oxidoreductase activity, acting on paired donors, with incorporation or reduction of molecular oxygen. The record is from RefSeq and is a predicted model, not a curated record. The coding region runs from base 1 to 1527 and encodes 508 amino acids.
AUGCUGGCACAGUUCGUCGCUCAAUACCACGGAGAGCUAUUCACAGCCAUACAGGCAGCUGUGAUCAGCUAUGGGAUCUACUCAUAUGUGCUUUACCCUCUGUACUUCCAUCCGCUUGCGGCAAUUCCUGGUCCUAGAAUAUGUGCAUUGACAAAAUACUGGAUUCUUUUUGUCAGCUGGUCAGAAAACCGGAACAGGUACGUUCACCAACUCCACAAGAAGUACGGGCCCAUAGUGAGAAUCGGCCCCGAAGAGAUCGAUAUCUCUGACCCCGAUUAUCUCAAAGAUAUCUAUAUCAAUAAUUUUGAUAAGACCAGUUUCUACACGCAGUUUGCCAACUUCGGCUCCUUCAACACUUUCUCCACUGUCGAGAAAAAAACACACAGAGACAGCAGGAAGGUGUCUGCCAAGCUCUACUCCAAAUCAAAUGUUGUUUCCGAGCCGUUUCAGGCGAAGAUUCGGACCGUGAUGAGCACCCUCCUCAGAGUGCUGGAGCAAAAUCAGGACAAACGACUCAACACGUUCCAUUUAUGGUCCGUCAUGGCAAUGGACACCAUCACCAGUUUUUCGUUUGGCAACAAGGUGUGCAAGUCGCUACUUGACGAUUUUUUUGGAGAAGGAGAAACAGUCAUCAAAGCUUUCAUGACCCAGUCGUCUUCGUGGUUUUGGACCACUCAGAUGCCGCAGCUGUACGACUGGGUUGUUCCCUCGUACGUUGCAAAGGCGUCCAAAAUCGCCUGCGACUGGAUUAACAGCCAGUUCAGUGAGUGUUUGGAAAAAGACCCCGGAAACACAAACACGCUGGUCGGUGUCCUGAUGGGGACUAACGGCGAAAAAUUAUUCGACGCUCGUCGAGCACGGUCCGAGGUAUUUGACCACGUUGCUGCUGGCCACAACACCACGGGGACAACCCUUAGCUACUUUUUCUACGAGCUAGCACGUGACCCUGAAAAACAGCAACGACUCAGGGCUGAGCUUGCGGGUCUGAAUGGAGGAAAUAUUGCAACCACCAACUACCAGUCGCUGCUAUAUUCCGACGUGGAGGAACUCCCAUAUUUAUCCGCACUUACGCAGGAAGUCUUCCGUAUCUAUGCUGCCAUUCCUGGCCAGGAGCCUCGUCGAGCUCCCAAAGGGGGCUUCCGCUGGAGAGGCUCUAAAGAGACACCAUCGACAUAUAUCCCCGAAGGAACUGUCGUUGUCAUGCAGCCAUGGUCGUUGCACCGCGACCCAACUGUUUUUGAACAACCCGAAGUCUUCAAACCAGACAGAUGGCUAGUUGACGACGAGCAAAAAUUAAAAUUCAUGAACAGACAGAUGAUGCAGUUUGGAUCUGGCUCCCGCAUGUGUCUAGGGUUGCACAUUGCCACGUGUGAAAUCAAGCUAUGUGUUAGCAAUGUGAUCAGCAGGUACGAGGUGUCUCUCGUCGAUGGUUACGACUACGAAGUCAACGCCCAAAUGAAAGAUAUUUACACAACGAUUCCGAGAUCUGGAGACAUGCCUCUCAAAUUCAGGGCUUUGGCGGUGUAG